Bombyx mori (domestic silkworm) is the source of this 6091-nucleotide messenger RNA. RefSeq names its product protein lap1 (gene Lap1). Gene Ontology annotation, cellular component: basolateral plasma membrane; postsynaptic membrane; postsynaptic density. The coding region runs from base 258 to 2996 and encodes 912 amino acids. The record is from RefSeq and is a predicted model, not a curated record. NCBI's taxonomy places the organism in Eukaryota, Metazoa, Arthropoda, Insecta, Lepidoptera, Bombycidae. The transcript has a single exon. Gene Ontology annotation, biological process: establishment or maintenance of epithelial cell apical/basal polarity; receptor clustering; embryo development. Gene Ontology annotation, molecular function: protein binding.
AGUCACUCGUAGUGGGAUUGGGUGGGGAAGGUUAUCAUUAUUUUGUUUUAGUGAUUCAUAACUGAGUGUUAUAUUUGUGUUUAAUGAAGAAUUUUAUUGAGUUUGUUACUAAAAGAAAAAUGUACAAAAAAUUUCAGUCAUAACAAUGGUAAAAGUUUAAUUCAGCAAUGUUGACAGAGCAAGAUUGACGCGUUUCUACAGCAAAAAAUUUAGAUCUUUGCGCCUACAUUCAAAGGCAAAAUAUUAUUGUUUCUAAAAUGCCUUUCGAUUUCUUAUGUUGUGUGAGACCAGGAGCCGAAGAUGUAAUAGACUUAGAUUACUCACAUCAAUCAUUGGUAGAUUUUCCUACAGAAGUGUUCGUAUACGAAAGAACUCUGGAGACUCUGUAUUGUCAAAGCAAUCGUAUAACAGAACUACCUCGCCAGUUGUUCAUGUGCCAUGGAUUAAAGUUUCUCGAUGUGAGCGACAAUGAAGUGUCUGCGAUACCAGCAGCAAUUUCAUCUUUAGUAAAUCUACAACACCUCAAUAUUAGCAGAAACACUUUAACCUCAAUACCAGAAACUAUGAAAGCACUUAAAUACUUAUUAUUUUUGGACCUCAGUGUGAAUCCACUUGAAAAACUUCCAGAUGCUAUUACAAACUUGAUUGCAUUGCAGGAACUAUAUUUGAAUGACACAUACCUUGAGUAUUUACCUGGAAAUUUUGGAAGACUUGCAAAUUUACGUAUAUUAGAAUUAAGAGACAACUAUUUAAUGAUAUUACCGAAAUCACUGUCUCGAUCAACAGAACUGCUGAGACUUGAUAUUGGCCAAAAUGAUUUUCAACAAUUCCCUGAAGUAAUUGGCAGAUUCUUGAAGUUGAAAGAAUUAUGGAUUGAUAGUAACAGCUUAACAUGUAUCCCAGCAGUAAUAAAGCCUUUAGAAAAUCUGAUACACUUGGAAGCUACUAAUAAUAUGAUUGAAGAACUUGCUCCGGAAAUUGGUUGUUGCAAACAAUUGCAAGAUCUGACAUUAACACUUAAUCAUCUGACACAGCUACCAGACAGUAUUGGUCAGUUAAGUAGUUUGACUACGUUGAAGCUAGAUAAUAAUAGAUUAUAUUCCAUCCCAGAGAGUAUAGGACAAUUGUCAAAUCUUGAAGAAUUAAUGCUAAUGUGUAAUUAUUUGGACAAAAUACCAUCAUCUAUUGGUCUUCUUCGUAAACUUCAAUACCUCAAUCUUGAUGAUAAUAUGCUGAGAUUAAUACCCCCAGAAAUUGGUAGUUGUAAUAAGUUAUCUGUUUUAUCACUCAGAGGCAAUAAAUUGAACAAGAUACCUCCAGAAAUUGGUCAUUUGACUUCUUUAAGAGUUUUGAAUUUAGUGAGGAACUCCCUCACAUGUCUUCCUCAGUCAUUAUUAAAUUGUGAUAAUUUGGUGGCUCUUUGGCUCUCUGAAAAUCAAAAUAAACCCUUAGUGCCUAUGCAUUCUGAAGUAGAUCCUCGCACAUAUGAACAAGUGCUGACUUGUUUUCUUUUCCCUCAAGUGCCUUUAGCUCCUAUUGAAAUCAAAUCAGAUAAUGGGAAAUCAGAAAAUGUUGAUAAUAAUACUUCAGUUCGCCACAUUAGCUUUGAAGACAUGAAAGCAGCACCAAAAGUGCCUGAAAAACCGGGGCAGCUAAGAAGAGCACCAACACCAUAUCCAAAAGAAUUGAGAGCUUUGGCAAAACAUGCUAGAAACAUACAUAAAGAUGGCUCCCAAGAUGUAUCCCCUUCAAUGCAAGAUGCAGUAUAUAUUAAAGCAGCCAAAAUUACACCUACUCUACAACAAAGAUUUGCAUCUGAUAAUAAAAUAGAACAAGAGUCAAGCAAAGAUCACACUGAUGGAAUAAACAAUGAAGCUAUGAAAACAUCAGUUUAUGAUAACCUUUCCUCUGAAAACACAUAUGAUAAGCCACUAGAUCUUGCACAUGAACAAGGCACCACAUACAAAAGUGUAGAUCAUGCUUUAUAUCCUGAAAAUAAUGAAACCAGUCAAAGCAAAUAUAAAAAUGAAAGUUCAGAGACUUAUGAUUUAACACAGACGCAGUAUUGUAAACAGCAUGGUGAUAAAUAUUCUGCAAGGCAAGAAAUUGAUAGAUCACACGCACCAACACCGCAGAAUGUUUAUAGUGGUUAUGUGGGAUACAGUAACUAUCAAAAUUCGAAGGAGAACAGUUAUGGAAAUAAUUUAGAAGAAAGCCAGACACAUUUGCAAAGACUCAGUGUGAGUUCUCAUGGCAGAAGUAGUCAAAAUGAAACUAUACUUUUACCUUCACAUUUCAGUGAACAUUCAUAUAAUCCCAGACCGCCCAUCAAUAAUGUUCCUAAUUUUAAUCCUAUUUACUCCAGGAAAGAUCAUAUAUGUCACCCUGUUCAUGAUCAUGGUUUUCAUGAAAAUGUUUAUCAAACAGAAGGUCAUACGCACACCAAAGAUAAAUCAUAUAAUACAAGAAAUUAUGAUACUUACAGCUAUCAUUCACACAGUAGCCGAGAUCUACCAAGUCCUAGAGUACAUACUGUGAGUCAAGUAGUGAGCUCUACUACAAUGCCAAAUUUAAAUAACUACAGCAAUAAUUAUCCAAAUGCAGUAGAUAGACAUGCAUACCAGCCACCUAUGCAUCAGACACCAACUCCAAAUGCAAAUAUUUAUAUACCAGUUGGUAGUCCAACUUAUGUAGCAUCACAAUCACCUGAACUUUAUUCACCCACAGGCCAUACAAACGAAACAAAUCCGUACCGCAUGACUAACACUCCACUUGUAUCUGAUGAUGGUAGCUACAGCCAAAUCCAUGCUACUUCUAGUCAAAAUAUGUAUGAAAUAUAUGAUGCCAUGCCAGCUCCUAAUCCACCUAACGUGAUAGGACACAGACAGAGUCCCAGUAAUAUAUCGGAGACGAUGUAUAGCAGGCAGCCACCUCCAUAUCAUAUUGCAGCACCAUUCACAAAACAUGCCCAGUACUUUAAUGGUACAGGUGGAUAGUGUUUAAAAUUAAAAGCAUGUGUUUUCUGCAGAAAAUGCAUUAACACAGAAAAAUAUUAGUAUAUUAAAAUAUGUUUUAUGCAAUUCAGUAACUGUUUGUUUCUUGAAUGUGCAAUAUAUAAUAUGUGAUAUCAUUAAUUGGGAAAUUUUUAAUGUUAAGGUGCUAGGAAUGAGAAAAUAAUAAUAAAAAAACACAUUAGGGAAUGUGAAGUUGUACAUAUAUAAAGUAAAUAUACUAAUAUUAAUUUAAUACUUAGUAUAAUUCGAAAACAUUUAAAUUAUUAAAAUGUACAUUUCUACAGUUUGGCAUGUAUUUAUGUACUAACUAUGACUUGUAACACUUAUGUUGUUUCAAAACGUUACUGUAUUAUGUGUAUUUGUGGUCUUGAUAAGAUACUUAGUCUGUCCAGAAGUGUGAAUUUUAUUGUGUGAUUUUAAAGGAGGAAAUAUUUACAUUACCCGUCGAAUAUACGUAAUUUAAAAGCUUCAAAGAAGUUUGACUAUUUUUAAACCUUAAAUUUAAGUUCUGGGCAGGCUCAGACUAUAUCUAUUAUAAUAUUUGAAAUUAUACUGUCUAUUUUACUACUAUAAAUAUUAUUGAGAUUUCUUUUUAACUUAAUAUGUUAAGUAUUAUGUACUCUCACAGUUGUUAAUUCUAUUGAAAAUUCUUGUUUUAUCUGUGUAAUGAUAAGAAAAAAGGUAAAAAUGAUUCUACACUACUUAAUUGUGUAUUUGAAUUUGACGAAAAUUACAAACUUAAAACAAAUAUCAUAACUAUACUACAUUUGAAAAAACCACAAGGACAAACUUGGAUUUUUUUAAUGGUGAUCUAUAAAAUGCAUUUCUUAAUAGUGCUACAAUAUUAAUAAAGCACAAUCAGCAUAAAAUAUUUUUUUCAGUAAUGAUUAUGAUCCAUUUUCAAAAACCCAAUCAUUGAUAUGUUGCAGUUGUAUGAAGAUAUGGAUAUGAUGUGUUAAAAAAUCUAGCAAAAAAGCGAAAAAAAAAAUUUAAUACUUUAAAAACGUCCUAACAAUUUUAAUCUGUUCUCUCAUUUUGAAAAUUUUUAUACAUAUACCUAUACUUUUAUAAAUAAGUAUAUAAUUUUACUACUACUACUACUACUUAUUUAAUUAUAAUAUUGAUAUUUUAAAUUUUAUCAGAAGGGAUAAAUGGGUAAAACGCCCAGAUCUAAUAAUCUGGCCUCAGAGGUAGAAUGCUAAUUACUGUACCUUAUACUAACGAAUAAGACUACUAAUACAGAAGUCUGGUUAUAAUGCCAAAUGUUUUUUUUUACGCAUCGUGCUGAAUGUUUAAGUAUUAAAUAAAUUUUAUAUUGUAUGUACCUAUUCUUAAUCUUCUUAAGGUAUUAUUUUGUUGGUCCUAAAAUGCAAUGAGAAUUUUUAGUUUUAAUUUAAGUACUUAUCGAAAUAACAAAAAAAUAUAUAAACACAAAAGAAGUGAUAAUAUGGUUCAAAUUAUUGUCAAAAAUCAUUAGGUAACAAACACGCUGAUAAUAUUUAGUCUAUAAUAAUUUUGCUCUCUAAUAAUCUACUGUGAAACAUUUUGAUGUGUUUUUGAGGGAACAUAUUGUAUGUAUAAUAUUAUGUAAACAAUAAUGCAAACCAAAACAUCCUAAUUGCUAUAAGUCCUUACAUCACAAAAAAUAUGUGUUUUUAUUUUUAAUAUAUCUUAACAGGAUAUCGCAUUUUGUAAAAUACUGGAUGACUAUAUUUUAACGAUCGGUUUUAAACGCGGGUACUAAUUGUAUGUGAAUUUAUUGAUUCGUAAAAUUAAGCUUUUUCUCACUGGUAGGUAACUACUGAAAUUAAUUUCAAUUGACAAAGCUUAACGUUACGAAGUAUUUAUGCAAUAAUACGAAUUUAAUAUUUAUUUGUAAUUAAUUAAGGAUUCUUGACUGUAAUAUAAUAAUUUGGUAUGUAAUGUACCUUAAUGUACAAUAAACUGCGGGAGUUGGGGAGCGAGUGACUGGUUUAUCAUACUAGACAUUUUUGAGCUUGACUAUUAACUGUGUUUACAAAGCAACGGAUGGAAUUGAUUAAACCGUCCUACUUGGUUAGCCGUGAUUCGCUGUAACGAUUUUUCCGUAUAUUGACGAGAUAUGAUGCCUGAACUGGUUUUGGCGCUUAGGAGUCAAUAAUUUUUAUAUUAUGACAUCAAAAGAACAGACAAAACAAUAAUAGAAGUUAUGUAACUGGUUAAAAUCAUUGAUAUAACUCAUUAACUUGUAAUAAAUAAUAAAUAAUUGAAGGGUUGAAUAUUCGUAAUACAACACGAAUCAGAUUUCGGACCUUUGGUCAAAGUGAUGGGCGAUAUUUACGUAUUGGUUUUGGGUUCCAGUAACUUUAACUUAACACAAGGAGUGUCAUGAGUAUGUCUGUUCGUUUACUUUACGUAGGUAUUCAAAAAUCACAUCAAUGAAUUCGAAAUUAGGAUCAGUCAAAGUUGAAAAGUCUAGUAUGAGUAAAAGCGGCUGAAUUUUAAUUAUGUACCUAUCUUAAAUUUUACAUUUUUAUAAUCUUUGUACUUUUUGAUUGUUAACAUCAUUUCUCUCACACUCAUAAUAAUUGUUAGAAUAGGAAUAUAUUUUCUUUAUGGUGACACUUGGCAUGGGCUAUUUGUACAAACAUUUGUGUUAAAUUGUCGAAUAAAAAUCUACCCGAUUCUCAAUAUUGAUUAAGCUUAGUAACUCAUCAUACAGUACAAUUAUGCGGAGCGAAAAUCAACGUUAAACUAGUGAGAUUAGAUUUUUUUAUUGUUUAAAACACAAGUUCCAUUGUUCUGCAGUCUAAAAAACCUGUAAUAUUCAAAACGGUUGUAUCAUAUUAAUAUAGAUUAUUAGCGAAUAUAGACCAGUGAUGUUUUGUAGGAUUUGUAAAAAAAAAUGCCAUACACAACUUCGAAGCAUAGAGCUAUUAUAAUUUAUAUAGAAAAUAUUGUAAUAAACGUAUUGAGCACUAUUAAAAUGCAGUUAUUAGUAGCGUCACUGUUUAUAAGUGAAGAAGCACAACUCCAUUAUUGUAAUUUAAAUUGACGACGUUAGUAACACGAAUAAAUGUAUUUUUAUAAAAAAAAAA